This is a messenger RNA of Galeopterus variegatus (Sunda flying lemur), 2366 nucleotides long. It is a transcript of the gene IDS, whose product is annotated as iduronate 2-sulfatase. NCBI's taxonomy places the organism in Eukaryota, Metazoa, Chordata, Mammalia, Dermoptera, Cynocephalidae. Gene Ontology annotation, molecular function: iduronate-2-sulfatase activity. The record is from RefSeq and is a predicted model, not a curated record. The transcript is spliced from 10 exons. The coding region runs from base 73 to 1683 and encodes 536 amino acids.
AACUGCAGACCCAACACCAGAAUUCCCAGAUGCCUGCUUGUGGAAUUGUGUGCCUGCAAGAGACUAGUUAGCAUGAUGUUUUCAAGAUCCACCCACGUCAUAGUGUGUAUCACUGCUUCAUUCCUUUUUAUGGAUCCUCUGAAUGUCCUUCUCAUCAUCGUGGAUGAUCUGCGCCCUACCUUGGGCUGUUAUGGGGAUAAGCUAGUGAGGUCUCCUAAUAUUGACCAGCUGGCAUCCCACAGCCUCGUCUUCCAGAAUGCCUUUGCCCAGCAAGCAGUGUGUGCCCCCAGCCGUGUGUCCUUCCUCACCGGGAGGAGACCCGACACCACCCGCCUGUAUGACUUCAACUCCUACUGGAGGGUGCAUGCUGGAAACUUCUCCACCAUCCCCCAGUACUUCAAGGAGAAUGGCUACGUGACCAUGUCGGUUGGAAAAGUCUUUCACCCUGGUAUAUCUUCUAAUCACAGUGAUGAUUCUCCAUAUAGCUGGUCCUUUCCACCUUAUCAUCCCUCUUCCGAGAAGUAUGAGAACACUAAGACGUGCAGGGGAGAAGACGGAGAGCUACAUGCCAACCUGCUUUGCCCUGUGGAUGUGGUGGAUGUGCCUGAGGGCACUUUGCCCGACAAACAGAGCACUGAGCAAGCCAUAAGAUUGUUGGAAAAGAUGACGAUGUCAGCCAGUCCUUUCUUCCUUGCUGUUGGGUAUCAUAAGCCGCACAUCCCCUUCAGAUACCCCAAGGAGUUUCAGAAGUUGUAUCCAUUGGAGAACAUCACCCUGGCUCCUGAUCCCCAGGUCCCUGAUGGCCUACCCCCUGUGGCCUACAAUCCCUGGAUGGACAUCAGGCAGCGGGAGGACAUCCAAGCCUUAAACAUUAGUGUGCCCUAUGGCCCAGUUCCUGUGGACUUUCAGCGGAAAAUCCGCCAGAGCUACUUUGCUUCUGUUUCCUAUUUGGAUACACAGGUCGGCCGCCUUUUGAGUGCUUUGGAUGAUCUUCAGCUGGCUAGCAGCACGAUCAUUGUAUUGACUUCAGAUCACGGGUGGGCUCUAGGUGAACAUGGAGAAUGGGCCAAAUACAGCAAUUUUGAUGUUACUACCCGUGUGCCCCUGAUGUUCUAUGUUCCUGGAAGGACAGCUUCUGUUCCAGAGGCAGGCAAGAAGCUUUUCCCUUACCUGGACCCUUUUGAUUCUCUCUCAGAGCUGAUGGAUCCAGGCAGGCAAGCCAUGGACCUCGUGGAACUCGUGUCUCUCUUCCCCACACUUGCUGGACUUGCAGGACUGCAAGUUCCGCCUCGCUGCCCUAUUCCUUCAUUUCAUGUUGAGCUGUGCAGAGAGGGCCGGAAACUGCUGAAGUAUUUUCGAUACCAUGACUUGGAAGAGGAUCCGUACUUCCAUAGUAAUCCCCGUGAGUUGAUUGCCUAUAGCCAGUACCCCCGGCCUGCAGACUCCCCUCAGUGGAAUUCUGACAAGCCAACUUUAAAAGAUAUAAAGGUCAUGGGCUAUUCUAUACGCACAAUAGACUAUAGGUAUACUGUAUGGGUUGGCUUCAAUCCUGAUGAAUUUCUGGCCAACUUUUCUGACAUCCAUGCAGGGGAACUGUAUUUUGUGGGUUCAGACCCACUGCAGGAUCACAAUAUGUAUAAUGAUUCUCAAGGUGGAGAACUUCCCCGAUCAUUGAUGCCUUGACUUUUACCAACCACAGAAGGCAAAUAUCAUGUGCUUUCUUCCAGCUGGUGAGAGAAGUUAGAGCUGGGUAUUUUGUAAUUACCCAUAAUAUGGGAAGCAGCCUGAGGGGUAGGUAACCAAAACAUGCAAAAACAAUUUGGCCUAAGAAUAUGUAACACCCAAACCUUUUCAUUGUCUUUAUUAAUUUAUAAUUGGUAAUUGGACUAGGGCUGGGCUGCACCUUUUUUUGUCCUUUUUUUUUUUAAACAGUCAUAGCUUAUUUAUUGCAUGAGUAAAUAGCAAGAGAACAAACUAAAAUUAUGUCAUACCUUUGGAUAUAAGAACCAUAAUAACCAAACAUAACACUAUAUACAAGAAAUACUUUAUUUGUGGAAUUUAGUGCACUUCAAAAUAACCAUAUCAAAUUAGGUCCCACAGUAAGUUCCUGGUUAUUUCGUUUAUAUUUUAAUAAUAUGUCUUAUGUAGCCCAGUAUAUUCAAAAUAUGAGUAUUAUAUCAAAAUAUAAUCCAUGUUUCUUUUUCAAAUAUAAAGUUAAUAAUAAUGCUAGAAGUUGGCAUCUAAAAGUCUAGCUUUAAUUUUUGUUUCUAAGACCACAGGAUUUCAAAACCCAAAGAUAAAAUAUGUAUGAAGCGAUGAAUGUGGAAUUUCUACACCAAAUAAUAAAUAAUGCUCAGUAAACUAGA